Molecule: messenger RNA, 1546 nt
Organism: Eleginops maclovinus (Patagonian blennie)
Lineage: Eukaryota; Metazoa; Chordata; Actinopteri; Perciformes; Eleginopidae
Gene: rgp1
Product: GP1 homolog, RAB6A GEF complex partner 1
Exons: 9
Coding region: 209-1414 (401 amino acids)
Biological process (GO): retrograde transport, endosome to Golgi
Cellular component (GO): Ric1-Rgp1 guanyl-nucleotide exchange factor complex; Golgi membrane
Source: RefSeq, a predicted model, not a curated record
UGGACAGCGAGACAUCUUUCGCUUGGAAGGGCUUCCUCUUCUCCUUGAACUCAUGUGCCAGACAGAUACGCCAUCCCUCCUUGGGCACUCCAUAGCCCAUUUCUUCAGAGACAUACCUACUCAUAAGGUCCGCUGAGGAUUUCUCACCCCACUCUGAAGAAGUCAUUUUAGCAGGAUACCAGGUGUGAGGAGCUUAAAGUAUGUAUGAAUGGGGAGCAGGAAAUCAGGAAGAUCCCACCAACUUGUAUCAAAGAUGAUCGAGGUGGUGGCCUCCAUGGCCCGAGGCCCCGUGUUUCUCGCCGGCGAGCUCAUGGAGUGUCUCAUAACGUUCACCAACCCAAUGUCCCACCUGUCCACCUCUGCCAGCAGUGAGAUGCUGGCAUGGGCAAGUGCUCAGAUCCACUGCCAGUUUCAUGCCAGUGAGAGCAGAGUGGCCCUGCCGACCCAAGGCAACAAACAUGAUGUCCAAGCUGAGAGCAACACCGUACUUAUCCCAAGCAGAGGAGAGCGGGGUCAAUGUGUGCUGGACACACCACCUAAAAUAUUAUUCUGUGACCUGCGCCUGGACCCAGGGGAGAGCAAAACCUAUUCAUACAGUGAGAUCGUACCCAUAGAUGGUCCUCCUAGUUACCGUGGUCAGGCGGUGAAAUACGUCUACAAACUGACCAUCGGCUGCCAGAGAGUCAACUCGCCUAUCAAACUGCUCCGAGUUCCCUUCAGAGUGCUGGUUCUACAAGGCAUGCCAGAGCCUCCAUUUCCACAGGAUGAAGAGGUUUCCCCCUCCAACCCUUUCCUGGAGGAAGAGGAAGCGAGCCGCAGGGAUGCGCGGCCUUUAGAGAGAGCUCUGGACAUGCUGAUGAUCACCACAUCGAGACGCUGCCCUCACAUGUUCAAUAUCACCAAUGUGCGUGGGAAAGUGGCAAAGUUCUGCAUCUUCAAGACGGUUUACAGACUCGGCGAGGACGUUAUUGGAACAUUUAACUUCUCAGAGGGAGACAUUCCCUGUCUGCAGUAUUCAGUGAGCGUUCAGAGUGAGGAGGAGAUCCAGCAGCAGCACCAGCGGCGCCCCGGACAGGUCAUCAGUGUGACUGGACACGGGCGACACAUGGAGUCGUGCCUGCACACCGCCUCCAGCCACUUCUCUCUGCCCAUCCCGCUCAACGUCACGCCGGGUUUCAGUACAGACAUAGUGAUGCUGAGGUGGCGCCUUCACUUUGAAUUUGUCACCGCACGGGAGCCUAUGGAGCCGCCCACAGUUCUGCAGAACCAAUCCGAGGUCACCGUGUGGGCCGGGGCGGAGCAUGUGGACGUGGAUACCUUCAGCUGGGAUCUGCCUAUCAAGGUCCUGCCCACCAACCCGGCCUUGGCAUCCUACAUGUCCCACUUUUCAGGGACCAACAGCAUCACUAUUUGACUGUCAUCAAAGUGUGUGUGUGUGUGUGUGUGUGUGUGUGUGUGUGUGUGUGUGUGUGUGUGUGUGUGUGUGUGUGUGUGUGUGUGUGUGUGUGUGUGUGUGUGUGUGUGUGUGUGUGUGUGUGUGUGUGUG